CGUGUCUCUGGUUAGUUCACGUUAAUGGACGAAAUGAGUGAGUGAUAUGACCUCGAGUCAUGAAGGCGUAUUUAGCGUUUCUUUUUUUGUUUGUUUAAUUUAGGAAUGAGUUGGAGGAUUUUAUGAAAAGACAGAGCCAUGUAUUAUUCAAGUAAAAGAAGGGGUGAAGAUGGAAUCAGUGCCAUCAUCGACUUCCUGCUGUCCAACGCCCGACUGGUGCUUGGAGUGGGUGGAGUCGCUGUCCUGGGCAUCGCAACGUUAGCGGUGAAAAAGCUGAUAGAACGCGCUGGCCGGCCUCCGGAUGAAGAGAAUCCUGAUAAAAAGAUGACAGACAGCUGGGAAGAGCUUAGCCUGGUCAGUACCUCCCCCAAAGUGCUUCAAAAGGGCAUUGAGGGUGUGGUUACUGCGGCCACCAAAAAAGCGGACUUGUCUCAGCCUGCACCUCAAAGCCAAUCCCAGACUCAGGGGAAUGGAUCCGAUUCGGCUCAACCGCGCAGACGGCUAGACCUCUGCAUGCUAACGUUCUCAGAAAGACUGGAGCAGUAUUACCGGACACGUGUGUGCCUGUCCACGAGCGAAGUAUCCCGAGCUCAGCAGAGAGCGCUGGACAUUGCUACAGAGAUUCAGGCCUUCCUGCACACCAAACACCCCGACAUGCCCCUAGGAGAGAUGACCUUAGCGGGGUCGCUACUCGACGACCUCCAGGUGGUCAAGGCUGAUCACGCCUGCCUGCUUGUACCACUACAGCUGGAGCCGAGCCUGUGGACCCCGAUCGCCGGAGAGGACACGUUUCUCGGCCAUCCUCAGUACUGCAUGUUGCGUCGAAGAAACCUUGAAUUUUUCCCACGUGGGCGGAGCUACUGGGACAGGCACCUCCUAGGCGGGUACCUGUCGUCUCAGCUCGUUGCCGAGCAACUGCGCAAAUCGAUAAUGGAGUUCAUGAACUGGCCAUCGCUGAGCGGAACCCUGGAGUGUGAGGUGCGCCCGGUGCUCGGGUCUCCCGCCCUAAAGCUGGAGAUCCGAGCUCCGAGUGAAAGUAGAAAUUUCGACGAAGAACAGCUGUUUAUUAGCAUUCUGCCGACCGUGCGCUUAGGCGACGUGUCACUAACAGCGCAGCCAGAAAUCACCGGAUCGUUCGACUACGUGUGGUACCAGAGCCUGUACACGAGUGAAACGGCUCGAUUGGCCAAUCUCGACCAAUCAGACGAGGAGUCAGGCGUUAGGAGAAAGUGCUUCAAAACGCUGAAGGCUGUGUGUCGGAACUGCCCCGCCCUCCACAAGCUGACCGGCGCACAGCUCGGUAACGUCAUCCUGCACAUGAGCGAGAAGGAGGUUGAUUGGUCAGAGUCGGCGUUCGCUGAUCGCUUCCAGCAGGCCAUCACGGAGCUGAUUGGCUACCUGGAGACAGGUUUCCUUCCCAGUUACUUUAAACCUGCUGUGAACCUGCUGCAAGGCUUCACCGAGGACGACAUUGAUGAGAUGGGCUUCAUGCUAUACUGUGCCGUGAGCGAACCCGAGAUACUGCUCAUAUAACAAGGCGUGGUUCUAAUACACACAUGCGUUUUAUUUAUAUAUAUACACGAGAGACACGCACUACUUUCUUCUAGAUCAAAGGUGCAGUUUGUAAUUUUUUUUUUUUUCGCAUCGGCUUUACGUAAAAGACCACCUCAUUAAAUAAUUCUUUGGUAACGAGUUGACCUUGGUGGUGACGUGGUUGGUUUGGCGCCACUGUGACCAAAGACGGCCGACAGCAGUGUUCGUUUCAUCUGAAAUCGUCCAGUAGGAGGAUGGCGUAGGAUGAAACAAGCUCAUGGGACAGCUACAAAAACGAAACUUGGGAAUUGUUGAACUCGGGCAGUAGAAAGAACGUCUCAUCACGGGCAAAAGCAGCGAAUGAAUUCCAGCUUCUUAUCAAUAUUUUCCUAAAGAGCACUAAAGACCUGGCGCUCAAGUUGUCAUCUUUUCUCCAGACACCAAAACGGUUUCGUUCAGCAGUUAGUGAGGCGGCGGCUUCUUCAGGCAUGAUGGUGCUGAUUGAUCAUAGCGCCUCUCUCUCUCUAUCGUUUGAGGAACUUCAUCCUCCGUUGUCUGUCUGAUCUGAUGUGGAGAACAAAUUCCAAACUGCACCUUUAAAGCAGGAUGUCUGUGUGUAGUCGCUCAAGCAGAACCUUCUACGUGUCUCAGACGUUUUCAGUGCGUUCAGCUGUCGACUGAUCCAACACGAGACACUUAUUCAGUGUGUGAGCGAGCGACUGAUGCAGGGUUUAAUAAAGCUGCACGAAUAAACUGGGCUGCAGGGAGGUUAAAGGAACAGUCCACUGUACUUCCAUAAUGAAAUA
Molecule: messenger RNA, 2339 nt
Organism: Neoarius graeffei (lesser salmon catfish)
Lineage: Eukaryota; Metazoa; Chordata; Actinopteri; Siluriformes; Ariidae
Gene: mief2
Product: mitochondrial elongation factor 2
Exons: 5
Coding region: 139-1533 (464 amino acids)
Biological process (GO): mitochondrion organization; positive regulation of mitochondrial fission
Cellular component (GO): mitochondrial outer membrane
Source: RefSeq, a predicted model, not a curated record